GUGUAAUUUCAAUUGUAUAUAUCUCCAGGAGUGCAUUCUUUUGAUUAAUUAGACAUCAGUAGGGGAGACAAGUGGCCAAACCUUUUAAGGCAUAAUCAAGUCAACCGAUCAGCAAAUCAUAAGGUUUCUGGUUUAGGUCAAGAAAUCAGAAACUGGCAGUCAACAACCUGAUUGCACAGAGACUCAGGCUGAAAACUAAAUUAUGAGGGCAUUUAUUGCACUUAGCUUACUGGGGGUUGCUUUGGGAUGUUUCCAAACUGCUCCAGGCCCUGGUCCUGACCCCAUGACCACACCAAACCCUGGGCCCAAUCCUGGCCCUGAGCCAAAACCGAUGAAAAUGAAACCAUUUUUAUUUGGUGUAGAAGGAGCAUGGGCCCCAUAUUCCUUUCAAGAUUCUCUCACUGGGAAAGCUGUUGGUUUCCUCCAUGAUGUCGUGAAAGCUGCCUGUGAUGGAUGUGGAAGAGAAUGUGACCUAACAUUCAUAGGGACAAGCUUGGACAGAUGUUAUAACCCAGAGAGCAUGUCUGGAGAUGGAUUAAAUGACAGACAUUUUGAUGCAUGCGUUGGUUGGACUGCCACCAUCCCAAGAUGGAACGUCUUCAACUUCUCCGUACCUAUGCUUACGGCACAAUCUGCUCAAAUGUAUGUCAUGGAAGGAUCUGAAGUCACGGCUGACAACAUUCAAGGAUCAUCAUAUAAAAUUGGCUUCCGUAGGUACUGGUACAUGGACAAGUUCUGUAUUCGUCGUAAUGGACUCGAUGUUGCUGAUGAGAAUGUGGUUGAAAUUGAGGCUAUGGAUGAUGAUGGAUGGAUGGAUGUAGCUAUGGCCCUUGAGAAUGGACAGAUUGAUGCUGCAGUGAUGCCUGAUGGCCACCCAAUAGCCAUGGCGAAGAAUCUGGUACCUCUGGGUAUAGCUGUGAGCUGUAACUUUGGGGGAGAGAUUGGCUUGAUGCACAGAAAGGAUGUUGACACAAUGUGGUUUGACUCUUGCGUGGCCCAGAUGCAAUAUACCAGUAAUGCGUGGUAUGAUCUUUGCAGCAAAUGGCAGGUACCUAACUGUAUUGAUCCAUAUGCAUAAGACAGAGAAAGAGAGAAAUGAAGCUUCAUCUAUGGAUCGAAGGGAUAAGCUUGACAAUAGAGAUCAAAGAGAUUUUAUUCAAUGGACAAUUCAAAUAGACAAUUCAAAAGAGACAGUCUGUUUUUAAACAUACAUGUAUACUAUACAUUACAAACAAAAUUGUAACCUUUUGUGAAAUCAAGACAAUUUACAAUUUUAGUGUUUCAAAUAAAUUCUGCAUAGUUCAAAUUCA
Molecule: messenger RNA, 1310 nt
Organism: Owenia fusiformis
Lineage: Eukaryota; Metazoa; Annelida; Polychaeta; Sabellida; Oweniidae
Source: the annotation of a GenBank genome assembly